This is a messenger RNA of Cantharellus anzutake, 5453 nucleotides long. RefSeq lists its product as uncharacterized. Lineage: Eukaryota; Fungi; Basidiomycota; Agaricomycetes; Cantharellales; Hydnaceae. The transcript is spliced from 30 exons. The record is from RefSeq and is a predicted model, not a curated record. Bases 1 to 5022 code for a protein of 1673 amino acids.
AUGGAUGUCCACAGGGCGUUGGCGGCCGGGGAAGACGAUGUUGUCACUGUCAACCAGAGGGCCCUAAUAGAUAAGAUACUCGCCCGUUAUCCGGGAGAAUAUACAGUCUUUCGUGAAUUGCUCCAGAAUGCGGAUGAUGCCAAUGCCAAACGCGUAGAGAUCUACUUUCAAACCCCUAAUUUCAAGUUGUCUUCACACGACAAAUCAGAAGCACCAGUUGGCACUACAGACUUGGGGAACACGAAUCCAGAACUGCCCGACCUCACAACUGCUAUUGUAAACAAGUGGAUCGUGAAGAAUGAUGGGAGACCUUUUGAAACGGACGACUGGAAUCGACUCAAGAAGAUUGCUGAAGGUAAUCCUGACGAGGAUAAGAUUGGGGCAUAUGUGCGGUUCUAUUCAUUGUUCUCGGUUACUGAGACGCCGCUUGUCGCCUCCGGCGAUAAAUAUAUGGUUUUCUACUGGAAGGACGGGAAGGAUCAACUUCACGUUCGGACUGGUGUUCAUCAAAGCGGGCCUUCUGCAGGGUGGACGUCUAUCCAGAUGGAUCUCAGGGACCCUGGAUCAUUGCCAGGCAGGCCAGUGGAUAUGGCUCGCUUUUUCUGCACCAGCCUGACAUUCACAAAUUCCAUAUCUGAGAUAUCCCUCUAUUUUGAUGAGCACCGUCUCUUCAAACUGUCCAAGGUACUUUCCCCUCCGAAAUCACACGCGUUGCCUCCCUAUUUGAAGGCACGAUCGCCAAGAUCCUUUAUGCUAGUCAAAGGUGUCCGCUCUACAGAUGUAGCUGUUCAUGCUGAUGUAUUGCGAUGGGUAUACAAUACUGGGUUUGAUAAACCCUCUCCUCUCCCAUCAGCCGUAGCGUCAGAACAGGGCUUUUUCACAUCAUUCUUUACUGCAUGGAAGCAUGCGAAAGCUGUUCGAAGCUCGCCUCAGCCUCCAACCCCUAAUAUUGAAGAAGAUUUAAUGGAGACUUGUGUCUCCUCUAUCCAUGUUCAGAUAUAUUCAGCUGAAAUCGCUAUUACACUUCCCCGGAAAGAAUCGGCGGAAGUGGAACGAGCCACAAAGAAAAAAGCUCCAAGCCGUUGUUUAUAUCAGAUUAUCUAUACAGGGAAAGAAGCACACGAUGCCAGUCAUCCUGUAGAUUCUGAUGGUUCAGCAUUGGACUCAUUUGGCAUUUUCAGUGGCCUCCGCGGCGAUUUAGAGGGUAGGAAUACUUCUCGGGUUUUCAUUGGUCACUCCACGGCUCAGAGCACUGGGAUGGGUGGUCAUCAUGCGUCUCGCUUCAUCCCGACAGUGGAAAGAGAAGCUAUUGACUUUAUCGAUCCCAUGGUGUCGAUCUGGAAUAGGGAACUCCUAUACGUGGGCGGGUUUUUGUGUCGCGCUAUUUAUGAACUGGAGCUUGCGGCCAUCGGCGAGCACUGGAACAUUCUUCAACUUCAAAAUGAGGCGGCAGCGGCGUCCGAGAGCCGUGACUUCGUGGACAAAAAGUUCCAGCACAUCCUGCGUUUCUUCAAUUUCCACGAGUCGACCCCUGCACCACAGGUAUCCAAGGAACUUCAAAGAGCCUUUUUGUCUAGCUCCUCGGAUCUUUCACUUCCUGUCCUGUCCUCUGCUGGGAUUAAACCGUCGGGAGAGGUCCGCCGGCCUGACAAAGCUUUCGAAGGUUUCAUCAAGGGUGUGUCAACGAUAACAAGAGGUGCACUAGGAAGUGCCCCAAAUUUAUUGGACACACUGCCGGCGCCUAUUAGGAAGAUAGGGUUCGAUGAUAUAAUUCACGAGUUGGAGUCCCGUCCGUUGUCGGAACAGGAAACAAUCAGCUGUCUGAACUGGCGGCUCGACUGCCCACACUCCUUCUUUCCCUCAAAUCAAGAAACGAUGCUUACGCGCCGAUUACUUGAAUCUGCGACGCUCUUCAUCGCUGCAGAAAAAGACGCUCCCGAGCGGCUAAUUCAACUUUCUGUGAUCCAAACAUACCUAAACCUCAAAAGCGGAAUUCCACUCAACACACCCCUCCCUGACCAUUGCUUGCCAGCUACCAUUUCAAAAGCCAUAAAAUCUGGACGAAUUAGGGAAGUUUUUCCUUGGACAGAAUUGACUAUUAAGAUGUGGAUGGCACAUUUGGUUCAUAUAUCUACCAUGGUUGACAAUGCACCUCUCCAAUCGCGGAUCACCCAAUGCCCUACAUUUGCGGAAUUAGCACUAAAUGUUCUUUCAAAACAGUGGUCAUCAGUCUCUGGGCCCGAUCAGACCGAUAUUGUGAACCUGCUCAAGAACACGACCUGUAUCCCCACCAAGUUAGGAAUGAAGAAGCCAGAUGAGGCCUAUCUCCCUAAUGUCGACAUGUUCCCCGAUCUCCCUAUCAUUGAUGUUCAGGGGUCCAUAAAGGGUGACAAGCUGCGAAUGCUGGAAGCACUAGGUAUUCGGAAACGUGUGGAACUUCAAUUGAUCUUCACAAGGGAGAUGGCGUCUGGCAAUUGGUCCAUUCCGAAGCUUAUCAGCUACCUCGUUAGCGUCAAGGAAUAUCUUACUGUGGAAGAGCUCAAUAAGCUGGCACAAACGAGGGUCUUCUUGGCAGUUCCAUCUGAACGAUCUCUCGAUGCAUCUCGCCGUUGUCUAGCGCGAGAGCUGUAUGUGCCUUCCGAUACACUAAGACUACUAGGGCUUCCGAUAUUAGAUUGGCAAGGGGAGAAAUGGCAUUCCAGCUCUCGGGAAGCCAAGUUCAUGUUCAGCCUUGGGCUUCAGGAGAAACCCAGUGCUGAAAUCUUGUUACCGCUGGCAGUGGAUGGGGGACCUCAUCGGGAUGCAGCUCUGACAUACUUCAUCCAAAAUUUUUAUGUCGCGUAUGCAAGUACAUAUGACCCAGAAAUAUUCGCUUCGGUAGCCUUCGUCCCCUCCAUUGCCCCUGACGGAUCUCAAGGCUUUUCCACUCCAACUCAAGUUUUUUCCGAGAGCAGUUGCUCUGUUUUAGGCUUCCCUGUAAUACGACCGGAAUGGAAGCAUUAUUCGAAGACGCAUUUCAAGCUGCGGGAUAGCCCAUCAAGCGAGCAAGUUUUGGUUGCCUUGCGGUCUGCGCCACCCCAUAGUCAGGCCGAAGGUCGCUUAAUAUUUGAGUAUUUGUCCACUGUUGUUAGCAAUUUUUCUCCAUAUCAGCGACAUCAGUUGGGCGACUACCCAGUUGUCCCGUAUUUGGAUGGGGAUCAAGCAUUAAGACAUCUUCGGCCUUCCGAAUGCUUUGUCGGACAGCCAGAUCGCAAGGUCUUAUCCAGAAUAUUUCAGUUUGUGGACUUCGGAGAUAUUGCCAACAAAUUUCUCCAGUUAUGUGGGACUCAAAAGUUCCCGACUGCAGCUCAAAUAGCUGCAAAACUUCUAGAUGAUCCCGUUCUCUUCCACUCGUAUUGUGGAGGGGUGGAGCAGUAUAUGGACGAGUUGCGGCGCCUUGGCCUCGAAAUUAACAACCUGGAUCGAUUAAUAAGACGGAGAUUGGCGUCCGAAAAGUGUCUCAUGGGAUCGAGGCCGUCUAGAUCUUCCAGUCCCAAGCUGGAUGAAAGCGAUGACGAGACUGAAGGAGGCCUGGAGUAUAGCUUGGUACAAUCAAGUGAGCUCGUCAUAGUUGAUGACAACGCAGCGUAUCGACUGUUUCGUGAAUUCCCUGUAUGGGCAGCCCCCCAGGAUGAUAUAAUAGAAGCCAUGUACAAGGAGCUAGGGGUGUCUUUGUUGUCAGCAUCCGUGAAAGAGGAAAUGAAUGCUGUCGGGGGAGGGGUUAAGAGCACACGCGCUCAGGAAAUCCGCAACUUAGUGCUUGAACGAUUACCACUCUUCCUUCAUGAUCAAAAAGGGCCCUCACUAGUUAUCAAAUUUGAUUGGUUGAAACAAAGCCUCAAUUUCCAGGUCGAGCCAGUACGCUCGUUAAAGAUUAAAGGCACGCUUUCACUGUCGGGAUCGGCAUACCAAAAAGUCCGCACGGCAAGCGCUGGAGCAAAAAGGCCGAAAAAUGGACCGGUCAUCCUCUACCUCGCGGAUAACGUGGAACUAGACUAUUAUGAGCUCGCGCAUGCUCUAUGUCGAACAUUGCUUCGCCAGCACCGAAUUAAUGACAGCAUGUUGUUCAUGACUGUGUUGUCCACGGAGCUAAGGGCCUUGAAACGGAGAGGGUAUAAUGUGGAUCGUAUCUUGAAGCAGCAGCGUCCGAUAUUAGAAAAGGGGUUACAGGAGGGCUCCAAUUCCAUUGUUUCUAGAGGCCCCGUUCGGCCUGGGGCAUCCCCAGAUCAGAUCGCACCGGAACGCGCAGCCGGUAACACCACGCCUACUGUGGAACACCCCAACAAAUCAGUAUUCUCUCACCUAAAAAACAAGAUGAAGGAGUUACAGAUUGGUUCAUCCUCUGGAUCAAAACCUUGGCCAGCCCACGCGCAAGCUGCAAAUCAGACCCAGACUCCCCAGAAGUUUGUAACGCCAACACAAGACAUCGAGCGAAAUGUCUCACUGGCAAUAUCGGCUUGCAGGCAAGAGCAUAGUAGCAUUAUACAAAGUAGAGAGCAGAUGUCACAAAUUAAAGAAGUUGAUGCGGGCGGGGCAUACUGCGACAUCUCCCAUGCCACCAAUCUCGAAGUUGUCGAUACCUGGAAUGGAUUCAAAAUUUAUGUCGAGAGAGAUAUCCCAGAGUCGCACCAACUGGUAGAGUCAAAAAGCGAGACUAUCCGGAGAUUUGGGGAGGUCAUAGGUCCCCUCUUGCAAGACGUGUAUAAGAUACCUCUCCGCAGCAUCUCACUCUUCUACGAUUCAAGUGGGCCCACAAUCGCAUUCAAUAGAGGGGGAUCUAUUUUCCUCAACGUCAGAUACUUUGAGGCAUGGCAUGAUGCAAUGGUAAUAGAAGGAAUUAAGAGGGAACCACGUAUUGCUUGGUACUUCAUCUUAGCCCACGAAAUCGCGCACAACCUUGUUCAAUUGCAUAACGCGGAGCACGAGUUUUAUUUCGCGGCGCUCUGCGAGCAUCACCUAGUGGCAUUGUGCAGCCACAUUUAGAUGCCGGGGGUCGCAACUAGCGGUGAACUGGAUAAAGGAUCAGGAGAUCUCAUCUACUGCUUACUGCUACGGUUGAUUUGAGUGCGCUUCGAUUUGCGCUGGCUGGUCACGAUAUACCUCCAAAUAGCAAUUCAAAGGUUUCUACGAGGCAAGGAUCUGGAUGAGAGAAGCGUUAAGCGUCAACAUUGACCAUCGCGCUUUGCUACGGGUUGGGCCGCAGUGUGAGUGGACUGCGUCCCCUGCGAAUCGGGUCGUUGAGGAGCAUGUCUUUGCACAAGCAUGAUGAGUGAGAACUCCAAGCGCGAAUUCUGGGCUCGUUCUGUGCGGUGUUUAUGUUGCCUGAUGAAGAAAUCUCCGGUAGCUUCGGGCUCCUUCUGCAGUAGGUUGAAGUAAGCCAUAUGACGUUAGCAAUGAGGGAGCGAUAAUCCUUG